Messenger RNA from Lottia gigantea (owl limpet), 747 nucleotides. RefSeq lists its product as hypothetical. The record is from RefSeq and is a predicted model, not a curated record. Bases 1 to 747 code for a protein of 248 amino acids. The transcript has 2 exons. NCBI's taxonomy places the organism in Eukaryota, Metazoa, Mollusca, Gastropoda, Lottiidae.
AUGAAAUUGGUUAUUGUUUUGGUAUUAUCUCUGACUGCAGUCUACAAUCAGGGAUUUCAGUCUAAACCUCCUGUGGAAAAUAUUGGUAAUCCAGGGUCACUAACAAACAUUCAGAAUCCACGCAUUCGUCGCACACCUAAUCCCUAUUAUGGGUUAUACAACUAUUUGUAUUCUUCGCCCUAUUUCAACCGACCAGCAGCAAUGACCAGACGGAUUGGAGCACCACGCGGUGUUCUGAGAAACCCACAACAGCAGGCUAGACCUGCGCCUACGAGAGUCCAGGCGCCUGCACCGGGUCCACAGAGAGCUCAAGCCGUGCAAAGAAAUAGAGCUCAAGCGGUACCGAAUAAUGUCAAUCCUUAUGGCUUUGGAAGAAGACUCGGGAUGCUCGGUGCAUUGAAUGGUAUGCGAGAUCGAAGUCGAUUGGGUAGACACGGUGGUCCUGAUGAUCUGAACGGUCUCGUUGGUCGGAAUCAGGACCGCAGUCGUCAUGUGGAUGGUAUACGAGGGAUCGGACUUGGUGGUGGAUUGUAUAGGGCUAUGUCCGGAAGUGGUUGGAAAUCUUAUGGAAGCAGCAGUGGAGGCAAGGGGUCGUAUUACUACCGACACACGGGCUCUUCCGGUGGCUAUGGGGGUAGUUACAAGGGAAGUUACUAUUAUCGAGGGGGGAGCGGUGGUGGUCAUGGAACCGGUCACGGUCACGGUCACGGUCACGGUCACGGUAACUCCUACUGGAGUAGAAGAUGA